Messenger RNA from Ailuropoda melanoleuca (giant panda), 5045 nucleotides. It is a transcript of the gene ATN1, whose product is annotated as atrophin 1. Gene Ontology annotation, cellular component: nucleus. Bases 951 to 4520 code for a protein of 1189 amino acids. The transcript is spliced from 9 exons. The record is from RefSeq and is a predicted model, not a curated record. NCBI's taxonomy places the organism in Eukaryota, Metazoa, Chordata, Mammalia, Carnivora, Ursidae. Gene Ontology annotation, molecular function: transcription corepressor activity.
UCUCAGAAAUGAAGUCCUGCACUUUGGGGGUUGGUAGGAUUGUGUGCAUUUGUGGUAUAGAAUGGGACAUUCUUCUCCCAUCUACUCUGAUGUGAAAAGAUUCUUUUCAUGUUUCAUGGAACUGAUCUAGGCCUUCUGAGAAUUCUCCCCACCAGCUUCUGAUGAGACUAUAGCAAAGUCUAGAAGAAAUAGCAUGGGCUUUGAAGUCAGGGAGUUGUGGGUCCAAUCCUGGUGCUGUCCCUGGUUUCUGUGUAUUCAUCACACAAAGUUGGGCAAGUCACAGUCUCAAUCUUUGAGCCUCAGUUUCCCCACCUAUAUAAUGGAAAUAAGAAUACACGCCUGCUCUGCGGGGUUGGUUGUAAGUAUUAAAUGCAGUUGUAUGCAAGGGCUUAACAUAAGACUGCACUCAAUAAAUUACUUAAUACCUCAGUUACAUUUCUUUAUGCUCCCCGGUAGGGUUCUGUGGAACUCGUGGACACACAGGUAUCUCCUAGGUAUUGUGAGGGGUAAAUAAUGUGAGGGGUAAAUAAUGUGAGCCCAUCGGUACAUCUGAAUUUUCUGCCUUCUCCAGAGAUGAAAGAGAUGAUGUUGCAAGCGGAGUCUCCUUCACUUGUAGAUAGCCGGGGUAGCCCGUGGGGCAAGUCAGCAAUGUCUUACAGAGCUUGUGCCUCCUGGCCCAAAGGCCUGGGGCUGGGCCACGUACUCAGCCCCUGGAUAAGCACACUAGUAUCCCCUUCAGAUGCUAUUCCCCAGUUCGGAGACUCUGAUGAUCUUUUCUAACAGGCUUCACUGAAAACAGAUCCUGCAAGUUCCAGCUGCCUGCACUGGAAACUUGGAGAUCCUGCUUCCUGCUUCCCAGGCCAUAGCUGUGGGGAACUUGGGGUGAAGCAGAGAAGUUUCUGUAUUCAGCUGCCCAGGCAGAGGAGAAUGGGGUCUCCACAGCCUGAAGAAUGAAGACACGACAGAAUAAAGACUCCAUGUCAAUGAGGAGCGGACGGAAGAAAGAGGCCCCUGGGCCCCGGGAAGAACUGAGAUCGAGGGGCCGGGCCUCCCCUGGAGGGGUCAGCACGUCCAGCAGUGAUGGCAAAGCCGAGAAGUCUAGGCAGACAGCCAAGAAGGCCCGCAUCGAGGAAGCCUCCACCCCAAAGGUCAGCAAGCAGGGCCGGACUGAGGAGAUCUCAGAGAGUGAAAGUGAGGAGACCAAUGCACCAAAAAAGACCAAAACUGAGGAGCUCCCUCGGCCACAGUCUCCCUCUGAUCUGGAUAGUUUAGAUGGGCGGAGCCUCAAUGAUGAUGGCAGCAGUGACCCUAGGGAUAUUGACCAGGAUAACCGAAGCACGUCUCCCAGCAUCUACAGCCCUGGAAGCGUGGAGAAUGACUCUGACUCAUCUUCUGGCCUGUCCCAGGGCCCAGCCCGCCCCUACCACCCACCUCCACUCUUUCCUCCCUCCCCUCCACCACCAGACAGCACCCCCCGACAGCCAGAGCCUGGCUUUGAAUCCCACCCUUCUGUGACACCCACUGGAUAUCAUGCUCCCAUGGAGCCCCCCACAUCUCGAAUGUUCCAGGCUCCUCCUGGGGCCCCUCCCCCUCAUCCACAGCUCUACCCUGGGGGCACUGGUGGAGGAGUUUUGUCUGGACCCUCAGUGGGUCCCAAGGGGGGAGGGGCUGCCUCUUCAGUGGGGGCCCCUACUGGGGGUAAACAGCACCCCCCACCCACCACCCCCAUUUCAAUAUCAAGCUCUGGGGCUGGUGGUGCUCCCCCAACGAAGCCCCCUAACACUCCAGUGGGCGGUGGAAACCUACCCUCUGCUCCACCACCAGCCACUUUCCCCCAUGUGACUCCAAACCUGCCUCCCCCACCUGCUCUGAGACCCCUUAACAAUGCCUCAGCCUCUCCUCCUGGCCUGGGGGCCCAGCCACUGCCUGGGCAUCUGCCCUCUCCCCACGCCAUGGGGCCGGGUAUGGGUGGACUUCCUCCUGGCCCAGAAAAGGGCCCCACUCUUGCUCCUUCACCCCAUCCUCUGCCACCUGCUUCCUCCUCUUCUGCCGCAGCCCCCCCAAUGAGGUAUCCAUAUUCGUCCUCUGGUAGCAGCUCUGCAGCAGCCUCCUCUUCCAGUUCUUCGUCCUCUUCCUCUGCUUCCCAGUACCCAGCUUCCCAGGCACUGCCCAGCUAUCCCCACUCCUUCCCUCCCCCGACAAGCCUGUCUGUCUCUAAUCAGCCACCCAAGUAUACUCAGCCUUCCCUGCCAUCCCAGGCUGUGUGGAGCCAGGGUCCCCCCCCACCGCCUCCCUAUGGCCGUCUCCUAGCCAACAGCAAUGCCCACCCAGGCCCCUUCCCUCCUACUGGAGGCCAAUCCACAGGCCACCCACCAGCCCCAACACAUCACCAUCACCACCAGCAACAGCAGCAACAGCAGCAACAGCAGCAGCAGCAGCAGCAACAGCAGCAGCAUGGGAGCUCUGGGCCCCCUCCACCUGGAGCAUAUCCCCACCCCCUGGAGAGCAGCAGCUCCCACCAUGGUCAUCCUUAUGCCAUGUCUCCCUCCCUGGGGUCUCUGAGGCCCUAUCCACCAGGGCCAGCACACCUGCCCCCACCUCACAGCCAGGUGUCCUACAGCCAAGCAGGCCCCAAUGGCCCCCCGGCCUCUUCCUCCUCUUCCAACUCCUCCUCGUCUUCCUCUCAAGGAUCCUACCCAUGUUCACACCCGUCCCCUUCCCAGGGCCCCCAAGGAGCGCCCUACCCCUUCCCACCGGUGCCUCCGGUCACCACCUCCUCGGCUACGCUUUCCACGGUCAUUGCCACAGUGGCUUCCUCGCCAGCAGGCUACAAAACAGCUUCCCCACCUGGGCCCCCGCCGUAUGGAAAGAGAGCCCCGUCCCCAGGGGCCUACAAGACAGCCACCCCACCGGGAUACAAGCCGGGGUCGCCUCCCUCCUUCCGAACAGGGACCCCACCCGGUUACCGAGGCGCCUCGCCGCCCGCGGGCCCAGGGACCUUCAAGCCGGGCUCGCCCACGGUGGGGCCAGGGCCCCUGCCACCUGCCGGGCCCUCAGGCCUGUCAUCCCUGCCACCACCGCCUGCAGCCCCUGCCUCAGGGCCGCCCCUGAACGCCACGCAGAUCAAGCAAGAGCCAGCUGAAGAGUAUGAGACCCCCGAGAGCCCCGUGCCCCCGGCCCGUAGCCCCUCGCCCCCUCCCAAGGUGGUAGACGUGCCCAGCCAUGCCAGCCAGUCAGCCAGGUUCAACAAACACCUGGACCGAGGCUUUAACUCGUGCGCGCGCAGCGACCUGUACUUCGUGCCGCUGGAGGGCUCCAAGCUGGCCAAGAAGCGGGCCGACCUGGUGGAGAAGGUGCGGCGCGAGGCCGAGCAGCGCGCGCGCGAAGAAAAGGAGCGCGAGCGCGAGCGGGAGCGCGAGAAGGAGCGGGAACGCGAGAAGGAGCGUGAGCUGGAACGCAGCGUGAAGUUGGCUCAGGAGGGCCGGGCGCCGGUGGAGUGCCCAUCUCUUGGCCCGGUGCCCCAUCGCCCUCCAUUUGAGCCGGGCAGCGCUGUGGCUACAGUGCCCCCCUACCUGGGUCCUGACACUCCGGCCCUGCGCACGCUCAGUGAAUACGCCCGGCCCCACGUCAUGUCUCCUGGCAAUCGCAACCAUCCGUUCUACGUGCCCCUAGGGGCAGUGGACCCGGGGCUCCUGGGUUACAAUGUCCCAGCCUUGUACAGCAGUGACCCAGCAGCCCGGGAGAGGGAGCGGGAAGCCCGUGAACGAGACCUCCGUGACCGCCUCAAGCCUGGCUUUGAGGUGAAGCCCAGUGAGCUGGAACCCCUACAUGGGGUCCCUGGGCCGGGCCUGGAUCCCUUCCCCCGACAUGGGGGCCUGGCUCUGCAGCCUGGCCCACCCGGCCUGCACCCUUUCCCCUUUCAUCCGAGCCUGGGGCCCCUGGAGAGAGAACGUCUAGCGCUGGCAGCUGGGCCAGCCCUGCGGCCUGACAUGUCCUACGCCGAGCGCCUGGCAGCUGAGAGGCAGCAUGCAGAAAGGGUGGCAGCCCUGGGCAAUGACCCGCUGGCCCGGCUGCAGAUGCUCAAUGUGACCCCCCAUCACCACCAGCACUCCCACAUCCACUCCCACCUGCACCUCCACCAGCAGGAUGCCAUCCAUGCAGCCUCUGCCUCGGUGCACCCUCUCAUUGACCCCCUGGCCUCAGGGUCUCACCUCACCCGGAUCCCCUACCCAGCUGGGACCCUCCCCAACCCCCUUCUUCCCCACCCUCUGCACGAGAACGAAGUUCUUCGCCACCAGCUCUUUGCUGCUCCUUACCGGGACCUGCCAGCCUCCCUCUCUGCCCCAAUGUCAGCAGCUCACCAGCUGCAGGCCAUGCACGCGCAGUCCGCUGAGCUGCAGCGCCUGGCGCUGGAGCAGCAGCAGUGGCUGCACGCCCAUCACCCGCUGCACAGUGUGCCGCUACCUGCCCAGGAGGACUACUACAGUCACCUGAAGAAGGAAAGCGACAAGCCACUGUAGACCCUGCAAUCAAGAAAGCACGCAUGGCCCCUGCAUCUGGACCUUGGAGGCCUCCCUCCCAGACCGCCACCCAGAGCUGAGGAGGGAGGGGUGCUGCUCCUUUGCAGGGUUUCAGCAGCUGGGCAGAGGGAGGGAGGAAGGGACAGACGGAAGGACAAGGCUCCUGUGGUAUGCAGAGGUGGGGAGGUGGCGGGGGUGGGGGCAGAAAGCGCACAGUAUCUUGGACCAGGUCCCCUUUUCCUGUCCUCCUGCUUUCUUCCUCCCCCGUGCCCUACCCGCGGUGGCCACCGCCCCUCCCCCACCCCAUUGGUGUGAUUAUUUCAUCUGUUAGAUGUGGCUGUUUUGCGUAGCAUCGUGUGCUGCCCCCGCCCCUCCCGAGUCCCUGUGCGCGCGCCCCUUCUGCGAUGUAUGCCCCUUGCCCCUCCCCCACAUUAAUAAUUUAUAUAUAUAAAUAUCUAUAUGACGCUCUUUAAAAAAACAUCCCAACCAAAACCAAACAAAAACAUCCUCACGACUCCCCAGGAA